UUUCGUAUGAGUGUUUCUACGAAUGAAAAUGCAGUUAGUCAAUUCGCGUUAUUUUAGCAAAACACUAUUGAGCAAAUAGCUGCUUUUACUCAAUCGAGUCACUGCAAUUUAUAGUAUCCCAUUUUCAAUAUAUACAUUGACUCUGUGAAGAUAACGAAAAAAUUUACCUGCCAUUAUCGAGUCUGCUUGUUAGAUGUAAAUUGUCUCUGUGAUUAGCAUUGUUGUUGUUGUUGUUGUUGCGUGCCGGGGUAGGAAGCGUAGCCUGGCACCUUCGCGGAUAUGGAAGGCCUCACCCUUCGGUUACUUAAACAAGAUGAGCUUGCAUUGAUCCCUAGCUUUUGGAAGGAGUCUGUUGGCGUUCCAGUGGAGCUGAGGUUUAUUAAAAGAUGGUACCAACUGGAUCCGGAAGGGUUCCGAGUGGCAGUGGAUAGCAAAAACCGUAUUCUCGGUAUGGCGACCGUGGUGCGUCAAAGUGACACCCUUUACGUGAUGGGCUACAUGGGUGUGGAUAAAGAUUACCGUGGCAAAGGUAUAGCAAAGCAGCUGCUCGAAAAUCUGGUAGCUCGUAAACCUGGAGCCAACUACGCUCUAAACGCGAGCGCUGACAAGCUUGGCAUCUACCUUCGUCGAGGAUUCAAAGUCGCUGAGGACAGUUAUGGCUAUGCAUAUGUAGGGAAGUUUACGGUAGAGCCUGAGAAGAAAUCACCACCAGGCGGUUUAGAGCUUAUUCAAAUUAAGAUGGGAAGCUCGCAUCUCGCUGACUUGGUGGCUUAUGACAAAGAGGUUGCUGGAUUUCAGCGGAACGUCGAGCUGCUCCAACUAAGUGAUCCCACUGCAAUCGUUCUAGCUGUCAAGCAGAAGGGAAAGAUCGUGGCAUAUGGGAAGAUCCAGCACUAUCUUCUUGGUGGUGCCUGGCUAGGGCCGCUGUAUGCUGAUGAUGUGGACAUAGCAAAGUACCUUGUGGAAGCCCUAAUGCGACACUUUGAGAGCCAAAGAUGUGUCUUUCUAUUUACAAUACUUAGUGAACAAGCCCGCCCGAUCGCCCAGGCACUUAACAUGAUGCUUGCUGAUAAGAUCUCAAGAUGCUAUAUGAAGCUAGAGGCUGAAUAUCUUCCAGCGCAUAAACUGCAAAAAGUAUACUCAUUUGAUGAUCCUGGCUUUGCGUUUUUAUAAAUCACUUGAAAAUACAAAAUCAGAUCCAAAAGGGUUCCCCAAAAUUCUGCUUAUAAAACUGAUGCGAGCAGUCAGUGUUAAAUAAAAUUAAUAGCUUAUGA
Varroa destructor (honeybee mite) is the source of this 1274-nucleotide messenger RNA. RefSeq lists its product as uncharacterized. Gene Ontology annotation, molecular function: acyltransferase activity, transferring groups other than amino-acyl groups. The record is from RefSeq and is a predicted model, not a curated record. NCBI's taxonomy places the organism in Eukaryota, Metazoa, Arthropoda, Arachnida, Mesostigmata, Varroidae.